UGAGCACCAUGAGCUGGCCACCUCCACCGAUUGGAAAGCAGUCAUCUGAAGGAGAAAAUAAGAAGAAAUCCGGCUUGGACUUUGAUUUUGAUGACGAGGAUCUGGAUGACUUGCUGCUCAGCAGCGAUAAUGAAGAGAGAAAACGAAAGCCAAAUAGCGUAACCGCCAAGAAAGACAAUAAAGAACAUGGAGCAUUCAAAUCAGGGGAAACAGCCCCAGCAGCGACGUCUUCAUUUCCGGCUGCCAAAACAUCCUUGCCGUCGGCAUCAACGUCAUCGCCGCGGCCUUCAUCAAGCGCCAGCUCGGGAAAUCAUGCGAGACCUUCGUUUUCCAUUCCUCAACCUGUUUCAUUAGCCACAAAUAAGCCUUUAGCGUCAACCGAUGCGAAUAAUGUUGAUGAUAUUCUUAAGGGAUUGGAGGAUAUGGAUGAUUUGGAUGCUGAUUUGUUCAAAAUUUCAAAACAACCUGCGGGAAACGCAAUAAAGGAAUCCACGGGUGUAACAAUAAACCCAAGAACUAACUCUCCCAUACCAAAAGAAGCUCCGGAUUUGACCACAGCUUUUAAGCGAACAGAACCCUUGACUGCUCCAUCUAGCCAAAAUGAGUCAGGUGUCGGAUUUCCGCCCAGUCAAAAAGUGCUAUCCACAGGUCUUGCGGGAGAUUCCAUGGGAUUUGCCGGUCGCCCACGGCAGCGUGCGGAAGAGAAGCCACAGAACGAUGAACAAGCUGACCUGUCAAAAAAUGCGGUGAAUACCGGUGCGGCACGAAAGCCCCUCUUACCCUGGGAGAAAAGGGCUGCCGCAAGUAGUGCUUCCACAACAGUCGCCGACACUGGUAGGAGCGCUACACCAGUUAUAAAAACUGUCCCUGCCGCUAUGGUAGACACUGGUAGGAACGCUACUCCAGUUGUGAAAACUGUCCCUGCUAUGGCAGACACUGGUAGGAACGCUACACCAGUUACGAAAACUGUUCCUGCCGCUAUGCCAGACCCAGUUCGUCCAGUAUCAGCAACCCAGCAAGGCACAACGUCAAAACCAAAAGCGGCAGCCAGCGAUGACGAUGAAUUUGUCCCUGCCUUUCUUUUAGAAGCAUCUGGACCUCGUCGAGCAGGGAGGCCUCGUAGAGAGGAGCCACCCACUCCCAUCAUUGCAGAAACAGCACCCGAACCACGUCGUAUCAAUCUUCCGUUUUUGGACGCGAAGCCCAGUAUAGUUAAGCAGGAGCCAAAUCCUGCAGUACCGCGAGCAGCGGUUCCAGCGCAUCUACCACCAGCAACCCCAUCAUCUGCUGCUUUGAAUCCAGCGAAACAACAUGAUGUGGAUACUUCUAUUCCAUCCUCGCCAAAGAAAACCAUUCCGGUCACAACAAAGGAGCCACGCUUGACACAAAGUAGUACUUCCACAGAAUCAAAACCUUUAUCACAACAGCCCGCACCAAAAUCUGCGCCAUCCAUCAACCAGCACAAGCUCGUCCGCACCGACACCUCCCUUUCUUCUAUCGCUGAUCUAAGUGCAAUAGAUGACAAAGCCAACGAUGAAGAAGAGGAGGAAGAAUCCUCUCCCCUAGAAAGUGUAGAAGAGAGCGAAGUCCAGGAUGUAGAAUUGAGUGAAACAGAUGCAACGACGUCUGAACCUAUACUGGCGAGAAAGCCAAUGGCGCGGACAGCGUCCACGACGCUGGUUGACCGUGACAGAACAAAAUCGAGGGGCAAGGAAGGGGGCAGAUCCUCUUUAGGACAAGAAGAAGUCAGCCAACUGAGACAGCAGUUGGCAGAAGCAGAGACCCGCUUAAAGGAGGUAGAAAGGGAGCGUCAAUCGGUGGAAGAAGAUUUAAAGACAAAGCUUCAAUCAACACAAAAUGAGCUCCAAGACAAGACUCUCCAGUUAAAAGAGAUACAGACCAAGUUUUGCGAGGAGCGCGCGACCUUGUACGAUCAAUGCUCUGCAGAAAAGAAAAAGAUCGAAGAAGAGAAUGCCGCGCUUGUAUCCAGCAUCAAAGAAGCACAUGCGGUUGAGAUUGACCGGAUCAAAGCUGUAUUGAAGGAAGAUAUGGAUAGGCGCGUGGUAUUGGAACUUCAAAAGGCAGCUGUAGAACAUGACCGAGCUCUUGCAGAUAUAAAACAGGAGCAUCUUAAAGAGAUGUCCAAAGUGAUUUCCAAUGCAGAAGGCGCACGGCAAUUGGAGAUGCUGGCUGAAAAGAUUGCGGAUAGCUCUCGAUUCGUGGACUCUAUGCAGCAGCGACUAGAAAGCGAUCAUUCCUAUAGUGUAAAGGAACGUGAAGCAUCUUUCCAAGCACGGGAGCGUCAGAUCAAUGAAAUGCAAAAGCACUUGAUUGACCAACAACGCGAACUUGAUGAAGAACGAGUCAAGAUCCAAGAUCUGGUUAAAACCAUGGAGAACAACAUGUGGGAGGCGAAAAAGCAUCAGGAAGAAGAGCGAAGACGGAUUGUUGAGGAAAGAGCGAGAUUGGAGGCCCACAUGGCAGAACUCAAAGCGGAUAAAGACGAGACACUUGCGCAACUCCAUACCGAACGCGUAGAAUUCCUGAAAUCCAAGGAAGAAUGGGCGUUAGAGAGGCGCAGAAUCACGCAACAAAUCGCAGAGGAACGAAAAGUUCUGGCUAUGGAAAGAGCAACCAUAGAAUCCCAAAAGCACGCAGUGGUGGAGCUUGAGCGCGAGGUAGAGCAAUUACGUGCGCGAGAAGAAACCCAACUACACGCUGAUCGGUUGAUUCUCGAUCGCGAAACUCACAACCUGCAUUCGCGCCUCACGGAUAUUCACAAAGAAGCUGCCGCUCUCAGAGCAGAAAGAUUACGAUUAGAUGCCCUUAGAGCCCAAUUGGAUGCAGAAAGAAGUUUGUUCGAGGCAGGACGGGAUGCUACUGAGCGAGCCGUAAGGGAGGCGGUAGGCAUGAGGGAUGUUGCAGUGAAGGAACGGCAGCAAGCCCACCAAUUCCAUUCGGAAGCAGAAGAAGCCAAGUUAGCUUUAGAAGCCAAAAAAACCGAGCUCGAAGCCGAACGCAAACGUUUAGAGCAAGAACGUAAACGCUUCCUUGAGGAGCGAGUGGCAUUGGCUGACGAAAGACGUAAAAGCCAGAUCCGAACCAUGUUAGGCAAAUCGGAUCAAGAGCAACUCCAGGUCCCACCAUCAAAAUGGACAACGUCGCCAACGAAUCCAUUGCCCAGCGCCCACGAAACGACCAAUAAUAUGCGGACAGACUCCGCUCCGACUUCCUCCACAGUAAAACCUUCAUACAAUAUGUCAAGCCAGCCCCCCAAUCUCCCAACGAACAUCAAUCUUACGUCUGCACGGCAGCUCUUUUCAAAACUCAAUCGAUUUGUUGGUGGCCUCAGAGAUUCAGAAGCAAUUCUGGACGACCAAUUGCACUAUCUGGUGACUUCGAACGACCGUCGCGGCAGGACUUGGACUGGAUCUAGGUUGCAGGGGACAAACGAUGGCGAUUCUGUGUUUCUGCGAAGGGACGGUGUUCAGGUGGUGUGAUGGGUUCUUCAUGUAAUAUUUGUACUUUUAUAUCAGACCUUCUUGCAUCGCUGUGACUGAACCGUAUAAAUGAAUCGAAGAAACACAAAGGCCAUUGAUCCUUUGGCGAGGUCCAAUAAAAAUAUUUUGCACAAUCAAUCACA
This is a messenger RNA of Spizellomyces punctatus DAOM BR117, 3643 nucleotides long. RefSeq lists its product as uncharacterized. The transcript is spliced from 25 exons. Lineage: Eukaryota; Fungi; Chytridiomycota; Chytridiomycetes; Spizellomycetales; Spizellomycetaceae. Gene Ontology annotation, cellular component: ciliary basal body; ciliary transition fiber; centriole. Gene Ontology annotation, biological process: establishment of epithelial cell polarity; cilium assembly. The record is from RefSeq and is a predicted model, not a curated record. Bases 9 to 3500 code for a protein of 1163 amino acids.